AUGGCAGAUUGGUCACCGAAGUAUCUCGAUCUCACUAGCAGAUCUGUUACAACUUACCACCAAGAUGCAUCCAGAAAAGAGAGCCAAAUCCACUGUCGAACGAGCUACCGCAACACCAAGAGAACGGGAAGAGAAAUCGUGGAUGAGAAAAAUAGAUCUGAGCCACCACACCACAUAUUCGACAUCUCCUUGGCAAGCCGAAGACUAUACACGAACGGUGAGAGCUGCGUCGUCGAUGAACGCGGUUCCUCGUCCAUGGCUGGCUCCGAUUCCACCAACGAGAUCUCUCGAAUCGAAGAAACCUCACCCCGUCUGACAACCGAGAAGAAAGAAACGAAAAAAUGA
This is a messenger RNA of Arabis nemorensis, 345 nucleotides long. NCBI's taxonomy places the organism in Eukaryota, Viridiplantae, Streptophyta, Magnoliopsida, Brassicales, Brassicaceae. The record is from the annotation of a GenBank genome assembly.